AUGAAGGGUUAAAGACUUCCUUCUCUAUUUUUCUUUUCACCUAAUAAUCAAUAUUUUAUCGCAAAGGGUGAACAAGAAUUCAUUCAUAACUGGAAAUUUAAUACAAAAUAUAUUACUGAAUUUCACAAAAUAUAUUGGUGUUAACCUAUCUGGUAAUAAUAAUUUAGCUUAGAUUAGAAUCUACUUAUUUGGUAGAUUGAUAAAUCUAAAAUAUUUAUUCUGAAUUUGGAAAAAAUUAGUAAAUAGAAAUAAUUACCAUUUUAAUCAGAUUCAAAGAUUCAAUCAAGAACGAUUUACUUUCAACAAACUUCCUUAUAAGAAGCAAUCCAUUAGAAUCAUAUUCUCUUAAUAUCUGGUCAAUUGAAAAAAAUAAAAAAUAGCUAAUUUAUAUUCUGA
Paramecium primaurelia is the source of this 396-nucleotide messenger RNA. NCBI's taxonomy places the organism in Eukaryota, Ciliophora, Oligohymenophorea, Peniculida, Parameciidae. The record is from the annotation of a GenBank genome assembly.